AUGUCAACUCCAAAAAGAAGAAGGUCUUCAAUAAUAACAAAACUUAAAACAUCACCAUUUAAAAAAUCACAUUCAAGUUAUGAUAUAUCACCAAAUACUCCAAAUACAAAUUCAUAUUCAAUGCAGUCCCCAAUUUUCACUCCAAAUUCUUCAACUUCAUCAAAACAACUGUAUGGUUUCACAACUCCAACAUUAACUUCAUCAUCAUCAAUGUCUUUCCAACAUUAUUCAUCACCAGAUACAGUAAUAACUGAAACAAGUCCCAUUCCACCAAAAAGCAGUACUAAGAUACAUAAGAAUUUUAAUGAAAAUAAAUGUUGCUUUUGUCAUGAUUCUUUACAUUUAACAUUACCUGGAGAAGUUAUAUUGGAAUUAGAAUGUGAACAUACAUGCCAUAAAGAUUGUUUUACUUUAUUAAUAGAUAAAUCAAAUUUAAAAAAUUUACCAAUUUGCAAUAUAUGUAAAUUACCUACAAAAAUAGCAGAUAAUGAAAUACAUCAAACAAUAAUUGAAAAUAUUUUAUCAUUAAGUACUGAAAAUAGUUUUGAUGAAGAAAAUCCAUUUUUAGAACCUCAUACUUCGAAUACUUCUUCCAUAUCAACCACUACCACUUCGAUAAUAACUCCCACAUUUAAUAGAACAGAAAGUGAUAUUUUUUCAAAUGAAUCAAAAUCUUUAUUUACUUUACCUCAACCAACCACCAAAGAUUCAGAAUUAUAUACUCCAAAUAUUUCAUGUAUUAGUGAGACAUCAAAUGUAAGAUUAAAUGAAAAUAAUGAAAUAAGUUAUAUUUUUAAUAUAAAGCCACCAAUGAUUUAUAAUGAUUCAUCAAAUCAAUUUAAUUUAUCUGAGUACCAACUAAAAACUAAAAUUUCAAAUCAUUUGAAAAAAAAAUUACAAUUAAAUAAAGAAUUGGGGGAAUUAAUAAUAUUUGAUAAAUUAAAAAUCAGUAUUAAUGGAGAAAUAUGGGAUGAUUCAGUAAUUUAUUUAUUCAAAAACUAUUUAUUAUUUUAUAAUGAUGAUAAUUUAGCUGGAAUGAUAUCAAUAGAAGAAGAUUUAUGUUCAUUAAAUCUUUCCAAUGAUGGAGUAUUAAAUUUAAAUUUAUCAGAAAGUUCAUUACCUGAAUUAUAUAUUUAUCAUCAAAAUUCAAUAAUAAUUGAAAAGUGGGAAAAUAUUUUAAUUCAAGUAUUAAAACAACAAGAUCCAUUAACUAAUUUAUUUCAAUUUACAAGUACCUGUUGGAUAGAUUUACAAAAUGAAUUUAUGAUACCACAAAAUUUAAUUAGAUUUAAUAAUUCAAUAAGUUGUGGUGGUUCAAUUUCAAAUUUAUAUAUUACAAAGUUACUACCACCACCUUUAAAUUUACCAUUAAACCUAGUAGUUGCAUUACCAUUAUAUAAUAAAUCUUGGAUGUCAAAUCAAGAUUAUAAAUAUUGGUUACAAGACUUUUUAUAUAAAAUAUUGGGAAGUUUAAGAAAUAAUGAUAAAUUAUCUUUAAUAUUAGUAGGAGUUGAUGGGAAUAGAUCUCCAUGUGCUACUGGUUCUUUUAUUGGUAGUAUUGAAGCUAAUUGGGAUGGUUGGCAAGAUUUAAUUAAUGAAAUUUCAAUAAUUCCAAAUCAAUUUAAAUCAACUAAUCAAGAAAUUCAAAUUACUUUAAAUAAAUUAAAUACAUUAUAUCCAUUUUUGGGAAAUACUGAAUCUUCAAUAAAUGAAGUAUUAAUAGUUAAUUGUGGAAGUUAUAAAGAAGAUGUUAAUGAAUCAUUAAAACUUGAUUCCCAUUUGAGAGAUAAUUUUUCAAUAAGUGUUUUAAAAAUUGGGAAAUAUACAGAAUCAUUAAAUCAACUUUCAUUAGUGUCACCUUUCCAAUAUGGUAAUGAAUCAAUAAUAAGAUUUGAAGAUUAUGAAGAAGUUUUAAAAUCAAUUGAAUCACUUAUUAAAGAAGUAUAUCAAAAAAUAUGUAUACCAAAUCUUAAAUUAUCUAUCAACACUGAUGAAGGUAUUCAAAUUUCAUCUAUUGAAAGUAAUGGAUCAAUGAUACCAAUAAAUUCUUCAAAACAAACUAUAGCUAUAAAGAAUAUAUUACCAUCAACAAAUAAAAACAUCUUAAUCAACUUUAAAAUUCACAAUUAUCAUCAAUUUUCAGAUUUAAAGAAAGUACCCAUUUUAAAUUAUACAACUAACUACAACAACAAAUCAUUUAGAAAACAAAUUUAUUCAAAAUUAGAUAUUAUAGAACAACAACAACAAAUAGAUAUUCCAAUAACACCCAGUAAAUCAAGUUCCACCACCAACACAGAAUUAUUUUAUUUAGAUAUACCUUUAUUACCACCAUUAUCACCAUCAAGGGAUACAUCAUUUACUUUUAUUAAAAGACAAACAGAAUUAUUAAUUUUAGAAAAUUUACAAAAAUCAAUUAAUUCUCAAAAUUCAAAUCAUUUAAAAGAAUGUAUAUCAGUUGCAUAUGGAUUAGUUAGAAGUGUAUCACCAGUACUACAAUCCACACUAGAAGAAGAAGAAGAUGAUGAUCAAGACGAAGAAUUGUUAGAACAAGAUAAUUAUUUAAGUCAAUUAUUAAUUUUACAAAAAUUAAGUGAUGAUAAUAAUGAAAAAUAUAUUAAUUUUAUUGUUAAGAAAUUAAAUAAAAUUAUUGAAUUAUUUGAAUCAGAUAUUGAAUGUGCUAUUGAUAAAUGCUAUGAUUUAAUAAAUAGUUUAAUAUAG
Messenger RNA from Lodderomyces jiufengensis, 2718 nucleotides. RefSeq names its product cyclin-dependent protein serine/threonine kinase inhibiting protein (gene FAR1). The record is from RefSeq and is a predicted model, not a curated record. Bases 1 to 2718 code for a protein of 905 amino acids. The transcript has a single exon. Lineage: Eukaryota; Fungi; Ascomycota; Pichiomycetes; Serinales; Debaryomycetaceae.